AUGAAGCUGUCCACGACGUUUGCCCUCGCGGCCCUGGCGUCGGAAGCCGUCUCACAAAAGGUGGUCUCGGCCAGCUUUCACAAAAUCCAGCUACCCUUGGACCUGGUCCAAAUCACCCGCCGCGACAACACUCUCACCCUUGCAGCGCUCAACAACAUCACCGGCGGCGGGUACUACUCGGAAGUGGAAAUCGGCACGCCAGGACAGAAGGCACUGCUGCACGUUGACACAGGCAGCAGCGACACGUGGAUCGUCGACAAGCAGGCCGAUCUCUGCACGAGCCCGAAGCUGCAGCGCCUGUACGAGACGGGUUGCACCGAGACCUUCAACUCGACCGCCAGCUCGACCUACAAGGUCGUCGGCCGCAACAGCUUCGACAUUACGUACCUUGACGGCAAGAACAUCCGGGGAGACUAUAUCCAGGAUGCCGUGAGCAUUCAUGGGAAGACCGUCACUGAUCAGCAGCUUGGCUUGGCGUUUCAGACGGUCAAGGGCACCGGGCUAAUCGGGCUGGGCUUCUCGCAGACCGUGGCGGCUAAACGCAAGUAUCCUACCAUUCUCGACAACAUGGUUACGCAAGGUGUCAUAGGCCGGAAAGCUUUCAGUAUCUGGCUGAAUGAUCUCUCAUCAUCUGAAGGGACCUUGCUUUUCGGUGGCAUUGACACGGAGAAGUACAUAGGGUCGCUCACCACGCUCCCGCUCGUCAAUGACUAUCACUCUGGUAACAUGACAAGCUACAGUGUAGCUCUGACCGGGGUUGACAUUGAAACACCAGACGGCAAGACGGUCGAGAUGGCCGAGGACAAUUUCAACGCAUCGACCGUCCUCGAUUCCGGAUCUACGGUAUGUCUCCUACCAGAGCAAAUGGCCAAGUCAAUCUGGGUAAAGUACGACGUCGUCGACGCGGGGUACGGCUUCAUCGACUGCAAGUGGGGGGGCGCCGAAGGCCAAGGCCACUUUUUCGAUUUUCAAUUCGCCGGCGUCAAGAUUCGCGUCCCGAUGGAGGAGAUGGUUCUGGACAACCUGGGCCCCAUCAUGGACCAGCUCAAGGGCCUGACCCCGUUUGAGAAGCCCUGCAUGUUCGGCAUCCAAAACAGCGCCACCUUUGACGUCAACAGCACAGAGUUUGCGCUGCUAGGCGACACGUUCCUGCGGAGCGCGUACGUGGUCUACGACGAGGCCAACCGCCAGGUCGGCAUCGCGCAGUCGAACCUAAACGCGAGCCGGUCAAAUGUCGUUGAGCUCCGGGUGGGCGAGACCGCCUUACCGACGGCUACGGGCGUGGCUAGCCAGGCUAGUACGCCAGCACCGACGCCGACGCCGACGAGGGCGGGUACGGGUACGGGUACAGGAACGGGAACGGAGACGGGGACGGCGGCUGCCGGGAAAGCUACGUCGAUUGUGUCGGCAGGCCUUGCGACGCCAUCUUCGAGCGAAUCCCCGAAUGCCGCAUCACAUCCCGGGGCGGUGGCUUCGGAAACGGAUGGGUUUUUCGUGAUGACACUAAUGUCUGUCUUUGCCGUCGUGGGCGCGGCUCUGAUGGCAGGUUAA
Messenger RNA from Colletotrichum orchidophilum, 1551 nucleotides. Its product is annotated as eukaryotic aspartyl protease. Bases 1 to 1551 code for a protein of 516 amino acids. The record is from RefSeq and is a predicted model, not a curated record. Gene Ontology annotation, molecular function: aspartic-type endopeptidase activity. Lineage: Eukaryota; Fungi; Ascomycota; Sordariomycetes; Glomerellales; Glomerellaceae. The transcript is spliced from 2 exons. Gene Ontology annotation, biological process: proteolysis.